Molecule: messenger RNA, 1392 nt
Organism: Striga hermonthica
Lineage: Eukaryota; Viridiplantae; Streptophyta; Magnoliopsida; Lamiales; Orobanchaceae
Source: the annotation of a GenBank genome assembly
AUGCUCUACGCAAUUGACUCUGUGCAUGGACAUAAUAGUUUGUAUAAAGCUACCAUUUUUCCACACAAUGUUGGCCUUGGAGCUACCAGAGAUCCAGAGCUAGUUAAGAGGAUUGGAGCUGCAACAGCAGUCGAAACUAGAGCUACCGGCAUUCCCUAUGCAUUUGCGCCCUGCAUUGCGGUUUGUAGAGACCCAAGAUGGGGUAGAUGCUACGAGAGUUACAGUGAAGACCACAAGAUUGCCGAACAAAUGACGGACAUUAUUUACGGUUUACAAGGAGAACCUCCCGUCAAAGGCGUCCCUUAUGUUGGUGGAAAAGACAAAGUGGUGGCAUGUGCAAAACACUUUGUUGGUGAUGGUGGCACCAUUAAUGGGAUUGAUGAGAACAACACAUUCACUGAUUGGAAAGGAUUAACGAGCAUUCACAUGCCGGGAUACUACCACUCUAUCAUCAAGGGUGUCUCCACUAUAAUGGUGUCUUAUUCAAGCUGGAACGGCGUUAAAAUGCAUUCCAACAGAAAUCUCGUCACACAAUUCCUCAAAUCCACCCUUAAAUUUAGAGGAUUCGUCAUUUCGGAUUGGCAGGGCGUGGACAGAAUGACUUAUCCAUGGGGUUCUAACUAUUCAACCUCACUUCUAGCAACAAUUAAUGCUGGUGUAGACAUGGUGAUGGUUCCACCAAAUAUCACAGAAUUUAUCCGGCUCAUGACUUCUCAUGUGAACAACAAAUUGAUACCAAUGAGCCGUAUUGACGAUGCAGUGAGAAGGAUUUUGAGGGUCAAAUUCAGUAUGGGUCUCUUUGAGAAUCCUUUAGCUGAUUAUAGCUUGACAGGUCUUAUAGGGACACAAGCUCACAGAGAAUUGGCAAGAGAGGCUGGCGUCGACAACAACACCCUCAUAAGUGGAACCACUAUAUUGAAUGCCAUCUCAACUACGGUUGACCCAAGUACAGAAAUCGUGUACAGCGCAAAACCGGAUGUUGAAUCAUUGAAUGCGGACGAGUUUUCAUACGCUGUUGUGGUGGUGGGGGAGCACACGUAUGCGGAGCAAUAUGGAGACAACACGAACCUAACUAUUCCAGAACCGGGUCUUACCACAAUGAAUAGCGUAUGCAGCAAAAUGAAGUGUGUUGUGAUUAUAAUUUCGGGACGGCCGCUAGUCAUUGAGCCGUAUCUUCCAAACAUUGAUGCUCUUGUGGCUGCAUGGUUGCCUGGUUCUCAAGGACAAGGUGUAGCUGAUGUGCUAUUUGGGGACUAUGGUUUUACCGGGAAAUUGCCCAGAACAUGGUUCAAGAGAGUCGAUCAACUGCCAAUGAACUUUGGGGAUGCACAUUAUGAUCCCCUUUUCCCCUUUGGAUUUGGACUCACCACAAAGCCUUCUGAAGGAAUGUAA